This is a messenger RNA of Daphnia pulex (common water flea), 778 nucleotides long. RefSeq lists its product as uncharacterized. The record is from RefSeq and is a predicted model, not a curated record. NCBI's taxonomy places the organism in Eukaryota, Metazoa, Arthropoda, Branchiopoda, Diplostraca, Daphniidae. Gene Ontology annotation, molecular function: protein binding. The transcript has 3 exons. Gene Ontology annotation, biological process: signal transduction. The coding region runs from base 58 to 642 and encodes 194 amino acids.
GGCGCCUAAGGCUACAGGAUACAAGUUUCCCUUUGCUGUCAUAUUUACGCAAGUUGUAUGGCGAAUAACAGCGACAUAAAUAAAACGAGUUCUUUCACAACAAUCACAAAUGAUAAUCCAGAACAAACUCCCAAAAGUCUCAAGGAUACGAUCAAAGCUAAAGUCAAUCGGAGAAAUCUGUCAGCCGCCCCUUUCUACUUGAAUGGUGCCAUCCAGAUCCAAAAUGCCAGUAAUGUGCAUUUGGGGAACAGUGUGUCUAUCGGAAACAAUUCAAACCAAGAAAUUCAGAUACCCUUGGAGUCAAAACCAGAUCUCACCCCAGAGAUGACAGCUUUAUUUGAAAAUGGAGAAGAGGUCACCAACCUUCACAGACUAGCUGUUGACAAACAUGUUGGCUCCGGUUGGAGAUUCCUUGGCAAAGAGCUUGCAGGAUUAUCUAAUGGGCAGAUGGACCAACUUGAAGAGCCUUUCAAAGCCAACCAAUAUCCUUUCAGAGAGGUAAUCUAUCAAAUGCUGCUAAUGUGGGAAGGUCAUUGUGACACCAGCCCAACUGUUGGGAUGUUGGCCACAGCAUUGUGGAAAUGUGAAAUGUACUCGGCAUUUAUGUCUCUUUUAGCUGAAGUCAAAGUAUGCCACAAGUAACAAGAGUGAUGAAUUUAACAACUGUGUUCACACAGUAAUGUCUCAUAACUUCCAAUUUAAAUGGCUUAGCUGUUAAUUUUUUUAUUACCUUGUUGACUGUUGGAUUUGUAUUAAUAAAAUCAUUAAUUUUUUUUUA